AUGCCCAAGAGAAAGGCUGAAGGGGAUGCUAAAGGAGAUAAAGCCAAGGUGAAGGACGAACCACAGAGAAGAUCUGCAAGGUUAUCAGCUAAACCUGCUCCUCCAAAGCCAGAGCCCAAGCCUAAAAAGGCCCCUGCAAAGAAGGGAGAGAAGGUACCGAAAGGGAAAAAGGGGAAAGCUGAUGCUGGCAAAGAUGGGAAUAAUCCUGCAGAAAAUGGAGAUGCCAAAACAGACCAGGCACAGAAAGCUGAAGGUGCUGGAGAUGCCAAGUGA
Messenger RNA from Pipistrellus nathusii (Nathusius's pipistrelle), 273 nucleotides. The record is from the annotation of a GenBank genome assembly. NCBI's taxonomy places the organism in Eukaryota, Metazoa, Chordata, Mammalia, Chiroptera, Vespertilionidae.